CAUUCUUCCCACUCGCAGUACCCGCUGUCUAGAGAUAGGUUGCAUCACGUUACGUCUCCUGCUAAACUCAGGAAAACGUAUUUUACCUCUCCUGUCACGGAAAAUCCACACAAGGAAGAUGCCUCCCGCUUCGGACUCCGGGGUGUCCUGCUGGUCCGAGUACCGAGACCCAGAGGUUGCGGCUAAGAUCGCGGCGACCCUUCGUGAGAGGAUCAUGAUCCUGGACGGAGGGAUGGGGACCAUGAUCCAGGGGUACCACCUGGAGGAGGACGGUUACCGUGGAGACGAGUUUAAGGACUGGCACAAGCUCCUGAAGGGGAACAACGAUCUGCUGAGCCUCACGCAGCCCAACAUCGUGUACGAUAUCCACAAGGCAUAUCUGGAGGCUGGUGCAGACUUUGCUGAGACCAACACCUUCAGCGGGACCAGGAUCGCCCAGGCUGACUACGGCAUGGAGGAACUGGUGUACAGACUGAACAAGGUGUCGGCUGAACUGGCCAAGAAAGCUGCAGACAAAGUCACAGCAGACACAGGUGUGCAGAGGUACGUGGUGGGAGCGCUGGGCCCCACCAACAGAACCCUGUCCAUCUCCCCUUCAGUGGAGGACCCUGGUCUCAGGAACGUCACAUGGGAUGAACUGGUGGAUGCCUAUGCUGAACAGGCGCGAGGGUUGCUGGAUGGCGGGUGCGACGUACUCAUGGUGGAAACCAUCUUUGACACGGCCAAUUCCAAGGCAGCGCUGUUUGCCCUGUCCCAUCUGUUUGAAGAAGAGUACAAGCCAGUUCCCAUCUUUGUAUCAGGAACUAUAGUGGACAGAAGCGGUAGGACGUUAUCGGGGCAGACCUCGGAGGCCUUUGUGAUCAGCGUUUCCCAAGCAGAGCCCAUGUGCCUCGGCCUGAACUGUGCCUUGGGAGCCACAGAAAUGAGACCAUUCAUAGAAGCCAUCGGCAAGAACACCACAUCCUACGUACUGUGCUACCCUAAUGCUGGUUUACCAAAUGCUUUAGGAGGCUAUGAUGAAACUCCAGAAAUAAUGGCAGAGCAUUUACGAGUGUUUGCUAAGGACGGCCUGUUGAACCUUGUCGGAGGCUGCUGUGGAACAACACCCGCACACAUCAAAGCCAUAGCAGAGGCUGUGCGACCCUUCAGACCCAGGAAAGUCCCCUCCGUGCUCCAUGAGGGGCACAUGCUGCUCUCGGGACUGGAACCCAUGUACGUUGGUCCGCACACGCUGUUCGUGAACAUCGGAGAGAGAUGUAACGUGGCGGGCUCCCGCGCCUUCAACAAGAUGAUCCAACGGGGGGACUAUGAGAAAGCCCUGAGUGUGGCUAAGCUACAGGUAGAGAUGGGUGCCCAGGUGCUGGACAUCAACAUGGACGAGGGUAUGCUGGACGGCAAGGCUGCCAUGGCGAGAUUCCUCAACCUCAUCGCAACGGAGCCAGAGAUCUGCAAGGUUCCCCUGUGCAUCGACUCCUCUAACUUCUCUGUGAUCGAGGCGGGGCUGAAGUGUGCCCAGGGGAAGUGCAUCGUGAACAGCAUCAGCCUGAAGGAGGGGGAGGAGGACUUCCUCAGGAAGGCCCGCACCAUCCGGAGAUACGGGGCAGCUGUGGUCGUCAUGGCGUUCGACGAGACGGGACAGGCUACAGAUGUCGAGCACAAGGUUCAAAUCUGCACAAGGUCGUACCGGCUGCUUGUGGACAAGGUCGGGUUCAACCCCUGUGACAUCAUCUUUGACCCCAACAUCCUCACCAUAGCAACGGGCAUGGAGGAACACAACGAGUACGCCAUUAACUUCAUCGAAGCAACGAAAAUCAUCAAGAAAACCCUUCCUGGCUGCCGGGUGAGCGGAGGCCUGUCCAACCUGUCCUUCUCCUUCCGAGGCAUGGAGCGGAUACGAGAGGCCAUGCACAGCGUUUUUCUCUACCAUGCCAUCAAGGCUGGAAUGGAUAUGGGCAUUGUGAAUGCAGGAAACCUGCCCCUGUACGAUGACAUCAGCGAGGAACUGCUGAAGCUGUGUGAGGAUCUCAUCUGGAACAAAGACCCCGAGGCCACAGAGAAGAUGCUGGCCUACGCACAGGUCCAUGGGAAAGGUGCUAAGAAGGAGCAGGAGUCAGAAGAGUGGAGAAGUCGGACAGUGGAGGAGAGAUUGGAGCAUUCAUUAGUCAAGGGAAUAGACAAGUACGUAGUGGAGGACACUGAAGAGGCGAGGGCCAACAUGGAGCUAUACCCCCGCCCCCUGAACGUGAUUGAAGGGCCCCUCAUGAAGGGGAUGAGUAUUGUGGGAGACCUGUUCGGCGCUGGCAAGAUGUUUCUACCCCAGGUGAUAAAAUCCGCCCGUGUGAUGAAGAAAGCCGUAGCCUACCUGAUCCCUUACAUGGAGGAGGAGAAGGCACAGAUGAAGGAACAGAUGAUGGCAGAAGGCACCUGGGAUGAGAACGCCAAGUACGCCGGCACCAUCGUCCUGGCAACCGUGAAGGGAGACGUCCAUGACAUCGGGAAGAACAUCGUCGGCGUCGUGCUGGGCUGCAACAACUACAGGGUCAUCGACCUUGGGGUCAUGACCCCCUGCGAGAAGAUCUUGAAGACGGCUGUUGAGGAGAAUGCUGACAUCGUCGGGCUGUCGGGUCUCAUCACCCCCUCGCUGGACGAGAUGAUCUUCGUCGCCAAGGAGAUGCAGAGGGUGGGGCUGAAACUCCCGCUGCUGAUUGGUGGAGCCACCACUUCAAAAACCCACACUGCAGUGAAGAUUGCGCCACGCUACAAGGAGCCUGUCAUCCACGUGCUGGAUGCCUCCAAGAGUGUCGUCGUGUGUUCAGCGCUGAUGGAUGAAGACCAAAAAGAGGACCUAACUGAAGAUGUUGCUGAGGAGUAUGAAGAAAUAAGGGAAGAACACUACGACUCUCUCAAGGACCGGAAAUACCUGGCUAUUGAAAAGGCGAGAACCCGGAAACUUGAGGUGCGAUGGGCCUCAUAUGAAGCAGUGCGUCCCAGCUUCACAGGCACGCUGGUGUUCGAUGACUACGACCUGGGCCGCCUGGUCGACUACAUCGACUGGAAACCCUUCUUCGACGUCUGGCAGCUCAGAGGGAAGUACCCCAACAGGGGCUACCCCAAGAUCUUCAAGGACAAGACAGUCGGUAAGGAGGCCAGGAAGGUGUUUGAUGAGGCUCAGGCCAUGCUGAAGAGGAUCAUGGAGGAGAAGCUGCUGACGGCGCGCGGGCUGCUCGGGUUCUGGCCGGCCUGCAGCGUCGGGGACGACGUCCAGGUGUUCCGGGAGGACAGCAUGCCGCGGGAGGGCAUCCCGCUCGCAACCUUCUACGGGCUCAGACAGCAGGCUGAGAAGGAGCCAGGCGUUACUGACCCUUACCUGUGCCUCUCGGACUGCGUGGCGCCCAAGGAGGCCGGCGUGCGAGACUACUGCGGGCUGUUUGCCGUGUCGGUGUUCGGGGCGGAAGACAUGUGCCAGAAGUUCAAGGCCGAGUUCGACGACUACAACAUCAUCAUGGUGAAGGCCCUGGCAGACAGGCUGGCAGAGGCAUUUGCGGAGGAGCUGCACGAGCGAGUGCGGAGAGAGUUCUGGGGUUACUCACCUGAGGAGCACCUGGACACCAGCGACCUGCACAGGGUCAGAUACGAGGGUAUCCGUCCAGCGCCGGGCUACCCCUCCCAGCCCGACCACACGGAGAAGCUGACCAUGUGGGAGCUGGCCGACAUCCAGAACGCCACCGGCAUCGUGCUGACGGAGUCCCUCGCCAUGGACCCUGCCGCCUCCGUGUCCGGCCUCUACUUCGCACAUCCCAAGGCGGUAUACUUUGCCGUGGGCAAGAUCGGGAAGGAUCAGGUUGAAGAUUACGCCAGAAGAAAGAAAAUGGACGUGUCGACUGUGGAGAGGUGGCUGGGACCCAAUCUAUCCUACGAGACAGACUAACACACACCUGGUACAAGCAGGGUUCUAGCCAGCUCGACAUUUUUUUCCGUCAGCCAAUUCCCAUUGUCGCGUAAACACUAUUCCAGGAGUUAGAGAGACUGAACUGAGACCUUGAAAAAUGGGUUUGAAUGAGAUUAUCGUUUGCGAAAGGACACCGACACACAUUGUCAACAAUCAUAACAAUAGCAAAACAAACAGUGUGUGGCUUUUACGGCUGUGGACGGUGUCCCCAAGCAGCCUGUAGCUUCCACCUACAUGUAGGAGCUUUUAUCAGAUUUUUGUCCGUCAAAUAAAGUUGACGGAUUGGUUUAAAAAUUUUUCCGUCACACGCAGCAAAUUUCCGUCAAUUGACGGAAAAACAGACGCUGGCUAGAGCCCUGGGUACAAGCAUGGGACUCUUCAGGAGAUCUCCUGGCACAUGGAUGGAGGAAGAACAGCUGCAAUUGAUCAUCAUUUGUAGCCUCUGUGGAAGCAGUUUAAAUCCUGCAUGCUGGCAUGAUGAAUGAAGAAACCAUUGUAUUAUUUCCACCAAUGUUUUAGUGACCGUCUGUCACCUUGGUCAGGGCAAUUCUGACUGGUUCAAAUUGCACUGCAUCUGGUGUUGCUAUGUUAAAUAUUUACAUACAUACUGUGCUUUACUUUAGGUCUGUGUCUUUGUGUGCCUUGUAUCUGUAGGAGCCGACUAGUAGUAUUGAGGCUUUUUGUGCCGGUGUGUCCUGUGACAUCCUGAGGAUGUGUCCAAAGACCACCUCGUCACCAAAACUAGUAAUUAAUGUUGAUGGAAUGAAACAACAAUUGUCUCUUCAUUCAGUGACUUACCACGGCACCUGAUGAUACCAAACUAUUCACGGAUGCUGGCAUGACAUCUCAUCUUUUUAUUACAAAGUUUAUGUUGUUUGUCUAUGAUAGUAUGAAGGAUUUGGAAGGUCCACCUUCACUUUGCCAUUUGCUCUAUUCAAUCACUCUGUUAUACAGAGGAAUUAUGAAAUGUGUACAAAAUUGAAUGAAAAGCUGUAAAAUGUGCUUAUUUGGUUAUGAAAAGAGAAAAAGAUUUGUCAAAAAAUGGAUAGAAAUAAGACUGCAAUGAAACUACAUGUAUAAGUGUAGGGUAAAGUGGAAUUUGUUGAUUUGGUUAGUUUGCUGUGUGUUGUAAAGAAACAUGCUGCUAUACAGCAAAGGGAAUAUGCAUUGGCACAUAAAUGGUAAUUUCCAAGCAGAUGUUGGGUUGGAAGAUUGAGACAGUUUCUGGCUGUUUUUCUCCAACAGGUCUGUAAAAGUAGGCCAGCAAGGAAAACAUUACAAUCUUCAAUCCCAACAUCUGCUUGGAGAAUACAGAAAUGACAGUGUGGUGGGGUUUUACAUGUACAUUCGGUGCAAGUCAAGUGUUGAACAAUACACAUGUGAAACAUGUGUUUGAAACUAUUUAUGUUCUGGUGAAUGCAAUAAAAGGGGGAUCAGAAACUAU
This is a messenger RNA of Branchiostoma floridae (Florida lancelet), 5393 nucleotides long. Its product is annotated as methionine synthase-like. Bases 119 to 3928 code for a protein of 1269 amino acids. Gene Ontology annotation, molecular function: zinc ion binding; methionine synthase activity; cobalamin binding. NCBI's taxonomy places the organism in Eukaryota, Metazoa, Chordata, Leptocardii, Amphioxiformes, Branchiostomatidae. The record is from RefSeq and is a predicted model, not a curated record. Gene Ontology annotation, biological process: pteridine-containing compound metabolic process. The transcript is spliced from 31 exons.